AUGGUGUCCGGAGUAAAAACAUGUGAGCAUCUGGCCUGGGGUGUGGUGGUGCAGUGGGCGCCGCCCACCAAACGCACCCUGCAGGCGGCCGCCGGUAUCAUUACCGACCAGUGGUCCUCUCUACACCAGCCCACCUACACAUUGGUGGUCCUGUGUACACCAGCCCACCUUCACACUGGUAGUCCUGUGUACACCAGCCCACCUUCACACUGCGGUAGUAGCAGCACCUCUGAGUCUAGCGGUAGUAGCAGCACCUCUGAGCCUAGCGGUAGUAGCAGCACCUCUGAGUCUAGCGGUAGUAGCAGCACCUCUGAGCCUAGCGGUAGUAGCAGCACCUCUGAGUCUAGCGGUACUAGCAGCACCUCUGAGCCUAGCGGUAGUAGCAGCACCUCUGAGUCUAGCGGUAGUAGCAGCACCUCUGGGCCUAGCGGUAGUAGCAGCACCUCUGAGUCUAGCGGUAGUAGCAGCACCUCUGAGCCUAGCAGUAGUAGCAGCACCUCUGAGCCUAGCGGUAGUAGCAGCACCUCUGAGCCUAGCAGUAGUAGCAGCACCUCUGAGUCUAGCGGUAGUAGCAGCACCUCUGAGCCUAGCAGUAGUAGCAGCACCUCUGAGCCUAGCGGUAGUAGCAGCACCACUGAGCCUAGCGGUAGUAGCAGCACCUCUGAGCCUAGCAGUAGUAGCAGCACCUCUGAGCCUAGCGGUAGUAGCAGCACCACUGAGCCUAGCAGUAGUAGCAGCACCUCUGAGCCUAGCAGUAGUAGCAGCAGCACUGAGCCUAGCAGUAGUAGCAGUACCUCUGAGCCUAGCAGUAGUAGCAGCACCACUGAGCCUAGCAGUAGUAGCAGCACCACUGAGCCUAGCAGUAGUAGCAGCACCACUGAGUCUAGCAGUAGUAGCAGUACCUCUGAGCCUAGCAGUAGUAGCAGCACCUCUGAGCCUAGCAGUAGUAGCAGUACCUCUGAGCCUAGCAGUAGUAGCAGUACCUCUGAGCCUAGCAGUAGUAGCAGCACCACUGAGCCUAGCAGUAGUAGCAGCACCUCUGAGCCUAGCAGUAGUAGCAGUACCUCUGACCCUAGCAGUAGUAGCAGUACCUCUGACCCUAGCAGUAGUAGCAGCACCACUGAGCCUAGCAGUAGUAGCAGCACCACUGAGCCUAGCAGUAGUAGCAGCACCUCUGAGUCUAGCAGUAGUAGCAGUACCUCUGAGCCUAGCAGUAGUAGCAGCACCUCUGAGCCUAGCAGUAGUAGCAGCACCACUGAGCCUAGCAGUAGUAGCAGCACCUCUGAGUCUAGCGGUAGUAGCAGUACCUCUGAGCCUAGCAGUAGUAGCAGCACCACUGAGCCUAGCAGUAGUAGCAGCACCUCUGAGCCUAGGAUGGGUCAGGAACCAGCCAAGGAGGAGCCUAGUGAUCGGGAGGUGUGA
Procambarus clarkii (red swamp crayfish) is the source of this 1422-nucleotide messenger RNA. Lineage: Eukaryota; Metazoa; Arthropoda; Malacostraca; Decapoda; Cambaridae. The record is from RefSeq and is a predicted model, not a curated record.